Messenger RNA from Pieris macdunnoughi, 2322 nucleotides. Lineage: Eukaryota; Metazoa; Arthropoda; Insecta; Lepidoptera; Pieridae. The record is from the annotation of a GenBank genome assembly.
AUGGCUCGCGUAGAGCCUAUGGACUUGGACGUUAUUGAAAGUGACUUUGAGAACAAGGAGAAUACAUUCCACAUAAAUAAUGCUUUGCCAAGGUCGCCGUGUUUUGAAAAGGUGCAUGAGUAUUUGGAUGUGUCAGAGGUGAAACAUUUAUGCUCUUUUACUCAAAGAACUUCAUCAAUGUCGAAAACUUUUACUGCUAACAUUGAUAAGAAAAUUUCAUACGUUGAAGACCACCACAUAGUAAAUAGUAACUCCAACCUAACACGAUCAUUGAACUCUACUUUAGCCAAUUGCAAUGGUUUAUUAAAAUCACCAAAGUCUAUGCCAUUACAAUCUAUAACAACCAGUCGGUGUACAGACUUUAAUAAAAAUACCAUUGACAAAGGGUCAUUUGAUGAUAAAAGUAAUAUAAAUCUGAAUAUUGAUGGAGCGGAUAUGGAAAGCUUAUCAUUACCAUCUUCAUCUUUGGGUCAUACCCCAGAAGCCACAACUCCAAUAAAAGACAUUCCUAUGAAAAAUUCAAAAAGAAAUUGUACUUUGAAAGAAAGUGAAAUAGUUAACAAAAGUGAUGUUGAUUGCAUAAGUGCAGACCAAAGUGUAUUGGAAGAUCAAAGUAGUAUUCGGGUUAGCACAGCUGCUAUUGAGUCAGGUAUGUUGCAUGAUAAUUGUACAAUAUAUAAAAAAAAAACAAUGGAUGAUUUGUAUACUGAUAUUGGUGAUGUAAAGGAUAAUAUUAUUAACAAAAUUGACCUUAAAAACAUUCUUCAGUUAAUUCAGGCUACUGACAGCACUGAAAUUUGUAAUAAUACAUUUGACAACCAAAAUAUAGAGAAAGAUGUAAGCAAAGACAAUAUAGUAGAACGUUUAAUUGUAUGUGUCAAAAAUAAUAAAUCCCUGACAAAUAUUAUAAAUAGUGAUUUAAAAUAUCAGGCUCACAACUCUUUCCAAAAACAUCCUGUUUCUAUAUCAGAGCCAUUCUAUGAGACUAAAAAUAUAAUUUCUGAAUAUAAUAUUUUUAAUGAUGAACGAGUUUGUCUGCAACCUGAUAUACUAAAUGAAAACCAAAUAUUGGCUUUUGAAGGCUCUUCGAAGAAAGUUAGUAGCACUCACUUUAUGUAUGAUCAUACACCCCAAGAAGAUUUUAUACAGGCCGCUUUAUCAAAAAAGGAAUAUGAAUCUUCUGCACAUAAUAAAAAAUGUGAUGCACAAGUUGAAAAUAAAACUUUUAACAGUUCUGCAAAUUUAGCUAACGAUAAAAACAUAAUGCUCAAUAAACUAAGAUUACCAAAUUCAACAAUAACAGGAGAUAAUAACCUCACGGAAGAAAAUUGGAUAACGGAUUUAAAAAAUGAUUUUAAUGUAGAAAUAAAUGUUAUGAAAGCUUUAGAUUCCAAUUCAACUAUUAUAAAUGAAUGUGAUAUAACAAAAGAAGUCUUCGAAAUAAAUUUUACUGAAACACAAGAACCUCUCUGCAUAACUCAGAAAUUAGAUCAAGAUGAUUUAGAAGUAGAAAAUAUUAACAACAGCCAAAGUACAUGUACUGUAGUUCUCGACAAUCCUUUUGAAACAAAAUCUAAACUACUUAAAUCACCACUUACAACUACUGGAAUAGAGGCAAAAAAUGAUAAUAAUCAAGUACACAAUACACAAGCUUCUGUAGAUCAUGAAACUUAUACGGAGCUUAAGGUACGUAAAGAACUAACUAACAGGCUCAGUGCGUUGGAAUCUCGAGUGAAAACUUUAGAAUACGAAAAUGAAGACAGACUAAGAAAAAUAAAAGAUUUAAGCAAUCAAAUAUCAGAAAAAAAUGAACAAAAAAAAAAUAUGGUGACUGUUGUUGAAAAAUAUGAAUGGACAAUUAUAACUUUAAUUGCUGAACUCGAACAGUCUAGGAAGCAGCAUGCUGAACAACGAAUGCUACGUAUUGAAAACCAUAAGGAACUAACUGGGCAUUUAUCAAUUUUAGAAUUAUCAUUUAACGACUUGCUCAGCAAAUAUCAAAAGAGUAAAAAAAUUAUUUUAAGCCUAAAAGCGAAUGAAGACUGUCUGAAAAAAGCACUUCAAGAGUCUGAAGAUAAUCAAGUGAAGUUUCAGAACAUAUAUGAAGUGUUGAAGCAACACGCUAUCGAAAGGAUAAACUACGCAAAUCAAGAUCUUGAAAAGUUGAAAAAAGGUCACCAAGCCCAGAUUUUGAAACUACAGGCAAUGAUGAAAAGGAAGGAUUUACAAAUAUCAUCCCUCGAGGAUACGAUUGCGCAGAAAACUAAAGCGAACGAAGAGUUGAUCACUAUUUGCGACGACCUACUAAAAUUAGUCGGUUGA